GCUGCGAGCGACUUCGGUGGCGCCCUCGGUCCUGCAGGUAGACCCUCGAGAUUCACCAAGACCAGCUGAGCCGCGGUUGGUUCGACUGACAGACAGACAGUCCGGGACAGUCGCUCGAACGAGAUGCUUCGCCUUCGGACGUUGGGUGCCCCGAUGCGCCGGCUGGCCGCCUCGGCCGAGUCGCACAAACACAUGUCCACCUCGGCGCCCGCCGAGCACCAGAUCCCGGACAGGCUGAAGGACAUCCCGGACGCGCUCAACCCCAAGUUCUUCUCGAUGGUCGAGUACAACUUCCACCGCGCGUGCCAGGUGGCCGAGCCGCAUCUGCUCGAGACCAUGAUGAAGCACCGCAUGUCCGACCGGGACAGGCAGGAAAAGGUCAAGGCCAUCCUCAACCUGAUGGAGCCGUGCGACCACGUGAUCGAGAUCACCUUCCCCAUCCGCAGGGACACCGGCGAGUACGAGAUGAUCCAGGCCUACCGCGCCCAGCACUCCACCCACCGCACGCCUUGCAAGGGAGGUAUUCGUUACUCCCUUGAUGUGAGUCGCGAUGAGGUCAAGGCUCUGUCCGCCUUGAUGACCUUCAAGUGUGCCUGCGUGGACGUGCCCUUCGGCGGUGCCAAGGCCGGCGUCAAAAUCAACCCCAAGCUCUACUCCGAACACGAACUCGAAAAGAUCACCAGAAGAUUCACCCUUGAGUUGGCCAAGAAGGGAUUUAUUGGACCUGGCAUUGACGUUCCUGCGCCUGACAUGGGCACUGGCGAGCGCGAAAUGUCGUGGAUCGCCGACACAUACGCCAAGACCAUUGGCCACCAGGACAUCAACGCCCACGCCUGCGUCACCGGCAAGCCCAUCAACCAGGGUGGCAUUCACGGCCGCAUCUCCGCCACUGGUCGAGGUGUCUUCCACGGACUCGAGAACUUCAUCAUGGAGGCCGGUUACAUGAGCCAGAUCGGUACCACCCCCGGCUGGGGCGGAAAGACUUUCAUCGUCCAGGGUUUUGGUAAUGUGGGUCUGCACACGAUGAGGUACUUCCACAGGGCAGGAGCCACCUGCAUUGGAGUCAAGGAGUACGACGGCUCCAUCUUCAACCCCAACGGCAUUGACCCCAAGGAACUGGAAAACUACAGAAACGAGCACGGCACCAUUGUUGGCUUCCCCGGAGCCAAACCCUAUGAAGGCGAGGACCUCAUCUUCGAGCCAUGUGACAUUUUCGUGCCUGCCGCCAUUGAGAAAGUCAUCACAAAAGAGAAUGCGUCCAAAAUCAACGCCAAGAUCAUCUGCGAGGCAGCCAAUGGGCCGACCACCCCUGCCGCUGACAAAAUCCUCAUCGACCGCAACAUCCUGAUCAUUCCCGACUUGUACAUCAACGCCGGUGGUGUAACCGUGUCCUUCUUUGAGUGGCUCAAGAACCUGAACCACGUCUCAUAUGGCCGUCUUACGUUCAAGUAUGAGCGCGAGUCCAACUACCACCUGCUCGAGUCAGUGCAGGAGUCCCUGGAGAGGCGUUUCGGCAGGGUGGGCGGCCGCAUCCCAGUCACCCCCAGCGACUCCUUCCAGAAGCGCAUUUCGGGCGCCUCCGAGAAGGACAUCGUCCACUCAGGUCUCGACUACACGAUGGAGCGAUCGGCCAGGGCUAUCAUGAAGACGGCCCUCAAGUAUAACCUGGGACUGAACCUGCGCACGGCCGCCUACGUCAACUCGAUCGAGAAGAUCUUCACCACUUACAAGGAGGCCGGCCUCACUUUCUAAUUCUAUUUUGUGCGCUUUGAUUUCUGUCCAGGUGGGCAGCGUCCCUCCAUAAAAUGUUAUCACUUGUUAUCAAAAUAAGAAUUUAAAUGUUUUGCAUUCUCAUAGGGAAAUGCGUUUUCCCACCUGCUUUGAAAUCAAAACACGCGAAAGUUAUUCCUAAUUGUUGACCGUUGUUGCAAGAAAGAGAUUGAAUACACGAGAUGCGCCAGUGAGUGAUCAGAGAGAAAAAUAAAAGACACAAAAGUCUCGGAUAUAAGUGAGCCUGCCUUCUUUAUUAAACGCUUCACCUUUUGCACACGAUCAAUGUCUGCACAUCCGCGCCAAGUAGUGAAUUGAAGAGAGAGACCUCUGGAAGGCCGCAAAAAAUAUCAGCAAAGGGCCAGUAAAACACAUGUCAGACAAUGGUAACAAUCUAUGGCUAUGCUCUUACAAUAAAAGUGUCUUACAUACUACAGUUA
Molecule: messenger RNA, 2210 nt
Organism: Neocloeon triangulifer
Lineage: Eukaryota; Metazoa; Arthropoda; Insecta; Ephemeroptera; Baetidae
Gene: Gdh
Product: glutamate dehydrogenase, mitochondrial
Exons: 5
Coding region: 124-1752 (542 amino acids)
Biological process (GO): L-glutamate catabolic process
Cellular component (GO): mitochondrion
Molecular function (GO): L-glutamate dehydrogenase (NAD+) activity
Source: RefSeq, a predicted model, not a curated record